GAAAGAGAGCGCGCGCGUGUGUGUGUGAGAGAGAGAGACUGGAUAUAGGACAGGCAUCAAACGAAGGCUCUCCUGCAGACUGGUCGGGAUCCCUUCGGCCGUCGGUCCUUCAGACGCAUCAGCAGAGAGUUGCUGAAGACGCUCGGCAUCACAGAGGAAGGGGGAAGAACUGAGACACUCACAGAUCCCGGGCUUGGUGGCUGCAUGCUCAGUUGUCCUCGACUUGAAGAAGAACAUCUGUACUAAGCAGGAAUCAUGGAUUUUGUAAUGAAGCAAGCUCUAGGUGGGGCCACCAAAGACAUGGGUAAGAUGUUAGGUGGGGAGGAGGAGAAGGACCCGGAUGCAGCCAAGAAGGAGGAGGAGCGACAGGAGGCGCUGAGGCAGCAGGAGGAGGAGAGGAAAGCAAAACACGCCCGCAUGGAGGCAGAGAGGGAAAAAGUACGGCAGACCAUCAGGGACAAGUAUGGGUUAAAAAAGAAGGAAGAGAAGGAGGCGGAGGAAAAAGCGGCCAUGGAGCAAGCCUGCGAGGGAUCGCUGACACGCCCGAAGAAAGCGAUCCCGCGAGGCUGCGGAGAUGAUGACGAGGAAGACGAAGAGAGCAUCCUCGACACCGUCCUCAAGUUUCUGCCUGGACCUCUACAGGACAUGUUCAAGAAGUAAAACUAAAAAA
Molecule: messenger RNA, 670 nt
Organism: Oreochromis aureus
Lineage: Eukaryota; Metazoa; Chordata; Actinopteri; Cichliformes; Cichlidae
Gene: cplx2b
Product: complexin 2
Exons: 4
Coding region: 256-660 (134 amino acids)
Biological process (GO): regulation of neurotransmitter secretion; neurotransmitter transport; synaptic vesicle exocytosis
Cellular component (GO): terminal bouton; SNARE complex
Molecular function (GO): syntaxin binding
Source: RefSeq, a predicted model, not a curated record